Molecule: messenger RNA, 1301 nt
Organism: Drosophila busckii
Lineage: Eukaryota; Metazoa; Arthropoda; Insecta; Diptera; Drosophilidae
Product: beta-ureidopropionase
Exons: 4
Coding region: 85-1245 (386 amino acids)
Molecular function (GO): beta-ureidopropionase activity
Source: RefSeq, a predicted model, not a curated record
GCAAACGCGAGCGGUUCGCAGUUGUUCUAUAUAGAAAAUAAUAAAUUCAAUUUGUCAUCGCUCCCCUCACACAGAUUAUAAACGAUGUCCGCUUUUGAUUUAAAGAGUCUUGACGAAUGCUUGGAAAAGCAUUUGCCCGCUGCAGAGCUAAAGGAGGUCAAGCGCAUACUCUACGGCGUGGAGGAGGACUUGACGCUGGAGCUGCCGGCUGCGGCGACUGCUACUGCGGAGCAGCAUGGCUUUGAAAUCAAGGGCUAUCGCUUCAAGGCGCAGAAGGAGCAACUGCGCAAGUCGCGCCUGGUGCGUGUGGGUGCCAUACAAAACUCCAUUGCGCUGCCCACAGAUGCGCCCAUCGAGCAGCAGCGCGAGGGCAUUUGGCAAAAGGUGAAGGCGAUGAUCAAGGCGGCGGCGGAGGCGGGUUGCAACAUUGUCUGCACCCAGGAGGCUUGGACCAUGCCCUUUGCUUUCUGCACGCGUGAAAAGUUCCCCUGGUGUGAGUUUGCGGAGGAAGCUGAGACUGGAGCCACUACCAAAAUGCUCUCCGAGCUGGCUCAAGCCUACAACAUGGUCAUCAUACAUUCUAUAUUGGAAAGGGACGCGGCGCAUGGCGACACCAUUUGGAACACUGCUGUAGUCAUCUCCAACAAUGGACGCUUUAUGGGCAAGCAUCGCAAGAAUCACAUACCACGCGUUGGUGACUUCAAUGAGUCCACCUACUAUCUGGAGGGCAACACCGGGCAUCCAGUGUUCGAGACCGAGUUCGGCAAACUGGCCAUAAACAUUUGCUAUGGUCGUCAUCAUCCGCAGAAUUGGAUGAUGUUUGGCGUCAAUGGCGCAGAGAUUGUGUUCAAUCCCUCGGCUACCAUUGGACGUCUGUCGGAGCCGCUGUGGAGCAUUGAGGCGCGUAAUGCAGCCAUUGCCAAUAGCUACUUUACUGUGCCCAUCAAUCGCGUGGGCACUGAACAAUUUCCCAACGAAUACACCUCGGGCGAUGGACGUCCGGCGCACAAGGACUUUGGUCCCUUCUAUGGCUCCACCUAUGUUGCAGCACCAGACGGUUCCAGAACACCCAGUUUGUCACGCUGCAACGAUGGCUUGCUUGUAACGGAGCUGGAUUUGAAUCUGUGCCGCCAGGUCAAGGACUUCUGGGGCUUCCGUCAGACGCAGCGCUUGCCGCUCUAUGCGGAAUCCCUGCAGAAGGCCACGCAGCCGGAUUUCAAACCACAAGUCAUAAGAGAGCAGUAAGGCGUCAGGCAAAGUGUCAAGCAUUUAAUUAAAAAAAUAUAUACAUGCAAUUGAAA